Messenger RNA from Komagataella phaffii GS115, 2061 nucleotides. RefSeq names its product F-box receptor protein, subunit of the Skp1-Cdc53-F-box receptor (SCF) E3 ubiquitin ligase complex. Gene Ontology annotation, molecular function: protein binding. Bases 1 to 2061 code for a protein of 686 amino acids. Lineage: Eukaryota; Fungi; Ascomycota; Pichiomycetes; Pichiales; Pichiaceae. The transcript has a single exon. The record is from RefSeq and is a predicted model, not a curated record.
AUGGAAGAAGAAGAGGUGAAUUCUUUAGGCAAUCGAAUUGCAACGGCGAGUCCUUUGCCCGACAAUGUGCCCGUACGGGGGCUUCCAGAACUCCCCUCUGAGGUUCUGGUCACAAUCUUUAGCUUCUUAGACCCUAUGACAUUGGAUGGCCUUUCUUUGGUUUGCAAGAGGUGGAAGAUGGUUAUCAACGAUAACGAACUGUGGAGAGAGAAUUUCAUCAAGUUUUUCGGGUCUAAGCAGUUCCAGUCACUAACAAGAUCUACCCAAUGGAGAACUGAGUUGCUAAUGAGGAAAGAGUUGGCACAGAGAUGGAUCAAGGGAAAAGGGAUGUACCACACCUAUGCUGUCAGAAACGGUGUGAUAACUGAUAUUGCAGCGGAUUUUAGGAAUGAUAAACUGGUUUUGUUUUCUAAAAAUACUGGAGAUCUCACAAUAACGAGCCUUCGAAGUAAUAAAGGCGAAACCCCAAUCACAGGAGUGUUCCCUAAUGGAACAACAAGCUGUGAACUAUCCAAGAACGCCAUGAUAUUUGGAAGAUGGGACGGAAAAGUUUAUCUCAAGCUGUUAAACCAGAAAAACGUGUAUUUGAAUGACUCCAUAUCCCUUAAAGAGUCGACCCACGAGGGUAUAGUCACAGUGACCAAGAUUAAUAAAGAUAGCAUCGCUGGCAAACAUGGCAGUGUUAGAGCAUUUAGUGGUGAUCAUAGAGGAAGGGUGAUUGGCUGGGACCUAAAAAAUUACCAGAAAGUUGUUGACUGGCCGAUAUCUAACGCUUCGAUUACUAAUAUCGAAUCCAAUUAUCAAGACUGUGUGAUUGUGAGAGACCAACUGGGAAUAAUUUACGUUAUUGACCAUAAUCUGAAAGAUUCUAAGGGACCCAUGCGAUCACCAAGAAUUAUCAAAACUGAAAAAAUCGAUGAGAAUGCCACUUUUUCUAUGCAAGUGGAUUUUGGAGAUGAAAACAUAGUAAUAUCAUACGAGAAUAAAGUAAGGGUUUACUCGUAUAGUCUGCAUAUGUUUGGGCAUUUUAGUGAGCUUGAAGUUGCCGAAGAUGAUCAAGUUUAUAGAACAGUCAUAAGCCAGAUGAACUUGCAAUGUUGUAGAAAAGACGAUACAUUGGCAGGUCACGAUGGACUUUUAUGUGGGACUAUUUUCAAAUCAGGGAAAACGGUAAUUUGGAACGUCCGCUCGUGGGAAGAUCAGCAGCCAAUACCUAUAAUACACGUUAUUGUGCCGAAAUUCCAGCACUAUGUGUACCUGAACGAGGACUCGCCCCGCGUUGUCUCUUUGGAUAUCAACAGUUCUGUGAUCAUUUUUGGUUCUCACAAUUCCUACUGCUCUUUGUACGACGCUGUGAGUGGAGAGUUCAUGAGGUUCGUCUCAAGAAAAUUACCUAGGAAGAUCCUACUUCAUGACCAGAUUCUUCCCGUCACUGAAACACUGUUGGAUAAAGAGGACAAUUUUGCAACUAACGGGGUCAUAGUAAUGGGAAAUAUUAUCCAGUAUUUCCAGUUUGGAGAGCAAAAAAACUAUGACAAGUUCAAAAAGAAGAUGGCCCGCAACAGUCUGAAACGAGCAGGUGUUGACGACAGGAAAGUCAAGAACCGAAGGCAUAUUAAGGACGAUGUUGAAGAUUUUACGUUUCAACAGAUUCAAGAGCAACAAAAGUCAGAAUUGCUGGAUAAGUAUAAUGGUGACUCAUUUGAAGAUGAGGAAGAAGAAAUGUCAAUAGCCAUAGCUUUGAGUGAAAGCUUGAAGGUAAAGGAGAGAGCAGAGGGAAGCGAAGAGGAAGAAGAAGAAUUGAAGAGAGCAUUAGAGCUCUCCAGGUCUCAAAGUGCCAUCUUGGGUGAUGAAGUCGUAGGACACGAAGACCCAACGCUAAAUUCAGAAGAUCGUGAAUUGAACUACGCACUAGAUCUCUCCAAAAGAGAAACCCAAAGAUCAAACAUUUUCCCUGACGGUGAGGGGUCAUCUUCAAGAAUAGAGAGUGACCUGGACAACACAUCAAAUAAUGACGAUGAGAUGGAGUUGGCUCUAAAAUUGUCUUUGAUAGAGCAUUGA